AUGCCAAAAGUCUACCUCCACCUCGUCCGCCACGCCCAAGGCUUCCACAACCUCUCAAUCGAAAACCACAUCCUCCCCGACCCAGCCCUCACACCCCUGGGGAAAUCCCAAUGCGAAAUCCUCUCAACCACCUUCCCCCACCACUCCACGAUCACCCAUCUCGUCGCCUCUCCCCUCCGAAGAACCCUCUACACCUGUCUCCUCUCUUUCCCCGCCGCCGUCUCCGCAGGCAAGAAAGUGCUUGCCCUCCCCGAACUCCAAGAAACCUCCUCUCUACCCUGCGACACCGGCUCCGCGCCCUCCAUCCUAGCCGCUGAAUUCGGCCCCUCAGGGACCGUGGACCUAAGUCUCGUCCACGAAGGCUGGAACACCAACACCGGCCGUUGGCUGCCCUCUGCCUCCGCAAUCGAAGCUCGCGCGCGAGAAGCGCGGAUUUUCUUGCGCAAGCUGGGACAGGAGGGCGUUGCGAAGACGGGGGUGGAUCAGCAUGUGGUGGUUGUUACGCAUGGUGGGUAUUUGCAUUACUUGACAGAGGAUUGGGAUGGGCAUGAGAAGUUCACGGGGACUGGGUGGGCGAAUACUGAGUUUAGGAGUUAUGAGUUUGAGAGUGGGACGGAUGGGAAUGCGGGGUUGGUGGAGACGGGGGAGAGUCGGGGGAGGAGGGGGAGGGAGAUUCCGUUGACGAGGGAGGAGCAGAGGGUUCUGAGGAGUAGUGCGGAGGAGGGGUGGGGUGCUAGUGGGUUCCAGGUUCCUGCUGAGGUUGAAGGAGAGAGUGCGAAGUUGUAG
Molecule: messenger RNA, 786 nt
Organism: Hymenoscyphus albidus
Lineage: Eukaryota; Fungi; Ascomycota; Leotiomycetes; Helotiales; Helotiaceae
Source: the annotation of a GenBank genome assembly